Malassezia sympodialis ATCC 42132 is the source of this 1263-nucleotide messenger RNA. RefSeq lists its product as uncharacterized. Gene Ontology annotation, molecular function: oxidoreductase activity. The transcript is spliced from 2 exons. NCBI's taxonomy places the organism in Eukaryota, Fungi, Basidiomycota, Malasseziomycetes, Malasseziales, Malasseziaceae. The record is from RefSeq and is a predicted model, not a curated record. The coding region runs from base 1 to 1263 and encodes 420 amino acids.
AUGUACUGGCUGAGGCUUUGCCCAGGCCAGAGGACUGGUACGAGCACCAGCGUAUCUCACCCCUACCAAAACAACAUCUCUAUGCUUCCUACGGAGGACCAGGUGAAAGCAAUUGAGGGCAUGAUUGACGCGACUGAGCUGCGUAUCCGCGCAAAGGAUGCCCCUAAGACUUUUGAUGAGUGGAUUGUGCGCAUGAUGGGUGAGGGCAUUGCCGAUCUAUUCAUGCGCCCUUACAACUUCAAGGUGUGGGCUGUCCCUACCACCAUGAUGCAGUGCAAGUGGCUCGGUGAGCGUGUCGCUGCGCCAAAUCUGAAACUGGUGGUUUCGAACACGCUCAACAAGAAAGUGGCUGGCAACUGGGGUCCAAAUGCCACGUUCAAAUUCCCUGCGCGUGACGGCACUGGUGGCAUCUGGAAGGCGGUCGCCAAGACGCUGCCGCAGGACAAGCUCCAAUUCAACAAGAAGGUCACCAAGGUGGAUGCUGCGGCGCACACAGUGCACCUGUCGGAUGGCUCGUCGAUCCAGUACAAGCACCUUGUGUCGACCAUGGGUCUUGAUUACCUAGUGAACACGAUGGAGGGUGUUGAAGGCACUCUAAAGGCCCAGAUGCAAAAGACGGUCAGCGACAAGCUGGUCUACUCGUCAACCCAUGUCAUUGGCAUUGGUAUCCGUGGCGAGCUGCCUAACCGGAUCGGUGACAAGUGCUGGCUCUACUUCCCCGAAGACGACUGCCCCUUCUACCGCGCCACCAUCUUCUCUAACUACAGCCCCUACAACUGCCCGCAGAAGGAUGCUAAGCUACCCACACUUCAGUACGCUGACCCUACGCAUGGCACGCCUUCGUCGGAGCCGCAGGACGGCCCUUACUGGUCGCUGAUGAUGGAGGUGUCCGAGUCGCACCUCAAGCCGGUUGACAAUGACAAAGUGCUGGAAGACACGAUCCGUGGCUGUGUGAACACGAAGUUAUUGCUUCCUGACAGCGAGAUUGUCAGCACAUACCACCGCAAGUUCACUCCCGGUUACCCGACGCCCAGUCUGGAUCGUGACGCAGCACUCCAGGAGAUUCUUCCUACGCUGCGGGACCAGUUCAACAUUCUCAGCCGCGGCCGCUUCGGCUCGUGGAAGUACGAGGUGGGUAAUCAGGAUCACUCGUUCAUGCUGGGUGUGGAAGCCGUGGACCGCGCUCUCUUUGGCAGCCCCGAGAUGACGCUCGAGUCGCCCGACUUUGUCAACGGUCGCCGCAAUUCGGAACGCCGUCUGUAA